Messenger RNA from Naegleria lovaniensis, 702 nucleotides. RefSeq lists its product as uncharacterized. NCBI's taxonomy places the organism in Eukaryota, Heterolobosea, Eutetramitea, Acrasida, Naegleriidae. Bases 1 to 702 code for a protein of 233 amino acids. The transcript is spliced from 2 exons. Gene Ontology annotation, biological process: peptidyl-proline hydroxylation to 4-hydroxy-L-proline. Gene Ontology annotation, cellular component: endoplasmic reticulum. Gene Ontology annotation, molecular function: procollagen-proline 4-dioxygenase activity; iron ion binding; L-ascorbic acid binding. The record is from RefSeq and is a predicted model, not a curated record.
AUGUUCAAAUACAUCUCGUCACGAAGAAAUUCAUCAUUAUUGAACAAAAUCAUUAGAAAUCAUUUUGAAAUCUCUCAUGUGAGAUGGUAUUCCAAUUCGGUAAAAUGUACUGAACUUGAUCCAGGAAAUAUAUGGAUCAUUGAUGGAGAUCUAUUUGCUCCGCAAGAAUGUCAAAAUUUGAUUGAACGAAGUGAACAGAAAGGCUAUAAGGAAGCUCCAGUGACAGUUGCAAAAAAUAGUUUUAAAAUGUUAAAGAACGUUCGGAAUAAUCAACGAGUAAUGUUUGAUGACUUGGAAUUAACAAAUCAAUUAUUUUACAAAUAUGGUCCAAACGAAUACUUUGCACCUCAUUAUGAUGGUCAUUAUCAGCGAGAGGAGUACCAAGCUCAAACACUUGACGUAACAUCCAGUCUUGACCCAUUGGUUUGCAUGGAAAAAUCAUUUAUCACUGUCUUGAUCUAUCUCAAUGACGUGAAAGGUCAGGGAGGGGAGACCAAUUUCUUGAAAUCAAAACAAAGUGGGGAGGUGCUGUUUAGUGUGAAACCAAAACAAGGACGAGUUCUCAUGUUCAUGCAUGGUAAUUUACAUGAAGCCAAGGCUUUGGAAAGUAAUGAUCAAAGCCCUCUUCAGGAAUAUAAGUAUGUACUUAGAACGGAUGUCAUGUAUCGAAAAAUAGCAACUCAUAUAAAUUCACAAGAAUGA